UAUGGCGGCUUGCGUCAAUUUAUGGUCAAACAUGGCCGAGCCAAUGGGUUGCCUUAAACGAAAAACUUCUGGCGAAGAAAUCGUUACUUUCGAUUUCCGAAGUGUUCAAAAUGCGACACAAACCUACAACAAGAGCGUGACAUUCGCUGACGUUCUCGGAAAACAGCUCGUGUCAGUAAAACAAAUCACACCGACUUCGAGCUUCGAAGAUGUAAACAGCGCUUUAACUCGCAGUGGAAAUCAUCGUAGGAAAAUUUAUGAAGUUACAGACGAAAAUAAUAACAUCAUCCCUGGCAGGUAUUCUGGGGUAAAUGGAUUACGCAAGAUGUAUUUAAAGUGUUGCUUCCCACAACCAGCCUCAAGGCCAGAUUUCCUAGAACGAAUGCUAACGCAGAUGGUUUGCUUGGAAAAUGCAUAUAUGGGCGGGAGCUUGAACGUAUCGCUAAUUGGCCUUAUCAGGGUGCGAAAUAUUUCGUACGAAAAAGAAGUCUUCGCGCGAUAUUCUAUCGACCACUGGGUCAAUUUUCAAGACUGCAUGGCAGAUCAUUUUAUGCAAACAAAUGGAGGGGAAUUUGACAAGUUCGUAUUUAAGUUGGUACUGCCGAAAGAUUUUUAUGUCGGAGGUACGGUUGAAUUUGCAGUUUGCUUUAAGAGGAAUGGGCAAGAAUACUGGGAUAACAAUGACGGUAAUAAUUAUACCGUGAUGUGUUGCGAAUGAAAGACGACUUGUUUCUUUGAGGUGCGGUCAUUGAAAUUAGGUGGCGACUGUAGGCGUCAGACGCGUAUCCAAGAUUGACUAAGUCAUAGGUAUCAUAUGGAAAAA
Nematostella vectensis (starlet sea anemone) is the source of this 823-nucleotide messenger RNA. Its product is annotated as glycogen-binding subunit 76A. Bases 2 to 718 code for a protein of 238 amino acids. Gene Ontology annotation, biological process: regulation of glycogen biosynthetic process. The record is from RefSeq and is a predicted model, not a curated record. Gene Ontology annotation, cellular component: protein phosphatase type 1 complex. Gene Ontology annotation, molecular function: glycogen binding; protein phosphatase 1 binding. Lineage: Eukaryota; Metazoa; Cnidaria; Anthozoa; Actiniaria; Edwardsiidae. The transcript has a single exon.